Haliotis rubra (blacklip abalone) is the source of this 1292-nucleotide messenger RNA. Its product is annotated as peroxidasin-like. Bases 16 to 1266 code for a protein of 416 amino acids. Lineage: Eukaryota; Metazoa; Mollusca; Gastropoda; Lepetellida; Haliotidae. The record is from RefSeq and is a predicted model, not a curated record. Gene Ontology annotation, biological process: response to oxidative stress. The transcript is spliced from 7 exons. Gene Ontology annotation, molecular function: peroxidase activity; heme binding.
ACGAGUCGUAGUUGUAUGUUCUGCAACAACGUUCAUGAUUUCAGUGGCCCCUGUUUCCCCAUCCUUAUACCAGCAGGAGACAGACAGUUCAAGAACUGCAUGGAGUUCAGCCGGUCGAUGCCUCUGGAGACCACGUCAGAGAGCUGUCACCGAGAACAGCUGAACUCCCUCACCGCCUACAUCGACGGCAGCAACGUCUACGGGGGUUCCAAAGAAGAGGCGCUCAAACUCCGAACCCUCAAAUUAGGACAACUGGCGUCUACGAAGAAUGGCCAGCGCCUCCCUAUUACAAACGCAACCACCUGUUUGAAGGGUCCUGGACAUUCCUGCUUUGAUGCUGGUGAUGUUCGAGUGAACGAGUUCCCUGGCCUGACUUCCAUGCACACAGUCUGGAUGCGAGAACACAAUCGAAUUGCGAAGAGGCUGUCCACUGUGAACCGUAAAUGGAACGACGAGACACUGUUUCAGGAAGCACGUCAAAUCGUCAUUGCUAGUAUGCAGCACAUCACCUACAAAGCCUGGCUCCCACAUGUUCUCGGCGAAAUGUACAAACUCUUUGACCUGUCCGGCAAGUACCAGUACAACGCCUCUGUAAACCCCGGCAUCUUCAACAGUUUUGCGGCAGCGGCGUUCAGGUUUGGUCACUCUCAGCUUGCUAGAGAAUACGCUGUAAAGGGCAGAAGAAAAGUGGAGAUACGAAAGAUGUUCUUUGACACCUCGUUUGUGACCAAUGGCUACGAUGACGUUCUCGAUGGACUAAUGACUUGGAGCAGUCAGGCAACCGACAAAGCGUUUACUCAAGGCAUCGUCGAUCACCUGUUUGAAAACACGGUUGAGUCGGGUAUAGGUUUCGAUCUUGUAUCGUUGAACAUUCAAAGAGGACGAGACCACGGAUUGCCUCCAUACUUGGACUUCGUUAACCACAUAUCAAAGGUCCCUGCUGUGAAGAAACUAUUUAGUGAUGAUCUCACGGUACCAAAAUGUGCCUUGGAUCUGUAUAGUUGCGUGAACGAUGUGGAUUUGUUCGUGGGCGGUUUGAGGGAGAAGCCGGUAAAGCGAGGACUGUUGGGACCAACAUUUGGCUUUAUACUGGCUAAACAGUUUGAAAACUUACGCUUGGGGGAUCGAUUCUGGUAUGAGAGAGCUGACAAAGAACGGAUCUUCACUGCAGCGCAGUUAACUGAGAUACGGAGGACGUCGUUAGCACGUGUCAUCUGCGACAACAGCAACGUCAAAGUCCUUCCACGUGAUGUCUUUAAGCGGUGAGAGAACAAUGUCCAAUAUAAGGGAUG